Molecule: messenger RNA, 978 nt
Organism: Diospyros lotus (date-plum)
Lineage: Eukaryota; Viridiplantae; Streptophyta; Magnoliopsida; Ericales; Ebenaceae
Exons: 3
Coding region: 1-978 (325 amino acids)
Source: RefSeq, a predicted model, not a curated record
AUGGAUCGCGACUCUUUUUCACAUCACGGUGGAUCCGUGCUGAACCACCGUGUCAUCAAUCUCAACAAAGCUGAAGGUCAUGAGAGGCUUUAUCGUGAUUAUUAUGCAGAUUCACCAACAUGUCCAUCACAAUUAUUUCACAGAAGGUUUCGUAUGCAUCGAUCAUUAUUUCUACGAAUUCAAGCAGCAAUUGAAACACAUGAUCAAUAUUUUGUUCAAAGAUUUGAUGUUGUAGAAGUUCUUGGAUUAUCAUCAUUCCAAAAAAUGACAACUGCAUUAAGGAUGCUCGCAUAUGGAUCACCUGCAGAUGCUGUGGAUGAAUAUGUUAGGAUUGGCGAAAGUACAUCAAUAGAGAGUUUGAAGAAGUUCAUGAAAAUAGUAGUUGAAGUAUUCGGAGAGCAAUAUUUGAGGCGGCCAAAUAAUAGUGAUAUUGCAAGGUUGAUGAGCGUGGCUGAGCAGCGUGGGUUUCCAGGUCAUGCCCAUGAACCAACGAUUAUUUUGGAAGCAAUAGCUUCUUAUGAUCUGUGGAUAUGGCAUGCCUUUUUUGGAUUACCGGGAUCAUUAAACGAUAUUAAUGUGCUAGAUAGAUCCCAUAUAUUCUCUGAAUUGGCAGAAGGUCGCGGUCCUGAAGUUUCGUAUACUAUCAAUGGACAUGAAUAUACCAUGGGAUAUUAUCUUGCCGAUGGGAAUAAGAAGAAAUUUUUUGCUACACAACAAGAGUCCACUAGAAAGGACGCCGAACGAGCAUUUGGAGUCCUACAAUCACGAUUUGCAAUAGUACGUGGACUGGGACGUAUGUGGGAUGUUGAAACACUCAAAUAUAUAAUGGCGUCUUGUAUCAUAUUGCACAAUAUGAUAGUUGAAGAUGAAUGUGAUAUAAUUCAUGAAGAUGUGGAUUUCAAUUAUGAUGCAGUUGCUGCUACUCCAACAAUUGAUUUGUCUCGCAAUCGCACAAGUGAAGUUAUGGAGUUCAUAUAA